Penicillium riverlandense is the source of this 1146-nucleotide messenger RNA. Its product is annotated as phospholipase D regulator. NCBI's taxonomy places the organism in Eukaryota, Fungi, Ascomycota, Eurotiomycetes, Eurotiales, Aspergillaceae. The transcript is spliced from 3 exons. Gene Ontology annotation, cellular component: cell periphery; fungal-type vacuole. Gene Ontology annotation, biological process: positive regulation of catalytic activity. Bases 1 to 1146 code for a protein of 381 amino acids. The record is from RefSeq and is a predicted model, not a curated record.
AUGACUGAAAUGCAAGGCGUCCAGGGCGAGGAUGGCACGGGGCGCGUCUUUGAAGAGAAAUUGUCGGAGAAAAUGCCCAUUCCUUCAGGAUCAGGGUCCCCAGCGGCGCCUCUCAACCAGUUGCGCAUCGAUACCCAGGCGGGUGAUCCGGUUCGCAACAGCGCUUCGGAGUACUCGGCGCUACGCAGCCCAGAGGGAAUGAUGAUCCCGGAGGUCGUGGGGCCUCAACAGGUUACACGCACACUGCCCGCAUGGGUUCGAUCAAUCGAGAUCGAGGUGGACGACGACGACGAAGCAACCGUCACCGAUCGCCUGCUUCCUCCCCAACCGAACGACGCGCUUGUCGCUCAACACAAUCAUUCACCCUCUACGGCCCGGCGCGAAUGUUCCGAGUCGCGCGAUCAGAGGCUCCUCGGAGAAGAUAGGUCGGCCUCGCAAGACCGCGAAUCGCGCUGGAUAACAUUCUCACGCGCGAUUCAAUACCCCCGGGAGACAGGCAGAGAGGGGAAUCAAGUGACACCGGAAUGGAUGGAUAAGAACCAUGGCGAUUACUCGCAGCCAUGGCGCGGCCAGCUCUUGGAUGGCGACAGCCCGGAAUAUCCAUUGCACACCGCGAGCCGUCGUCGGGAUGCCUGGUUCAAGCGCUUCCACAGUUCCCUGCUCAAGAGCCCCGUUGUGCCUCUGAUUCUGCGUCUGACGGUCUGGUGCUUCUCGCUUUCGGCACUGGCGCUGGGCGGGUCCAUCCAGAAAAUCGCCGACGGAUUGCACCGUCCUCAGGGACCGUCGGCCUUGAUGGCCAUUAUUGUUGAUGCGGUGGCCUUGGUCUAUCUUGUCUACAUCACGUUCGACGAGUACACGUCCAAACCCCUGGGUCUACGGUCCCCCACCGCCAAAGCACGUCUGAUUUUGCUGGAUCUCAUCUUCAUUGUUUUUGAUUCGGCCAAUCUGAGUUUGGCAUUUGCUUCCCUCUCGGAGGUGACUGGCUCUUGCAAGGUCGCCGAGGUGAACCAUAAGUGGGUGCCGAAGAAUGAUGCCAUCUGUAGUCGACAAAAAGCUCUUGCAUCUGUCCUGUUGGUAGCGCUGCUAGCUUGGCUUAUGACAUUUGCCCUCAGUGUUCUCCGGCUCGUUGAAAGAGUGGCCAAGUGA